This is a messenger RNA of Trichomonas vaginalis G3, 438 nucleotides long. RefSeq lists its product as uncharacterized. Lineage: Eukaryota; Parabasalia; Trichomonadida; Trichomonadidae. The record is from RefSeq and is a predicted model, not a curated record. The annotation marks the transcript as partial. The transcript has a single exon.
AUGCUUUCAAUAGAAAAAGAAAAUUCUAGAGUUGCUACAACUAAACCAUUAGAUGAACUUUUUACUAAUGUCGGUCAAAAGUUUGAGACAGAGACCGUAAAGCAUGAAGGCUAUCGUUUUGACUACCCGUUAAGAUGGUUAAGAGACCCAUCCGUCACAAAAGCUAUUGGCUUUCGUAGAAUGAAGUUCAUUUCAGAAGCCAUACAUGGUUUCCCAUUUACAGUCGGUUUUGAAGUUCGAUACUAUAACAAAGAAAAACGUACGUAUGAGAAAUUUGAACAGGGAAAACUUUUACAAGUUAGUUUGCUUGUAAACUUAGAAACAACUUUCAAGCUUUUCAAAAAAAAUAAACGAUAUCUAUAUCGAAUAGCAAACCAGUAUAACAUUGACGAAGGAGAAUACCAUCUCGAUAUUAUUUAUGACAGGAAAAAUGCAACU